UGUCGCGAUCCAUCACGAAGCAGUCAAUCUCCCUUCUGCGUCGCUGUGUCAUGAAACGCUACAGGUGGACGUCGGUCAUCCUACUCCAUCUUUCGCUAUGCGUCAGUGCUGCCAACAAUCCCCCAGCCGACUGGCUCAAGACUAUCUUCUCCGACAUGCGAACGGCGCUCGUUUUUGUGGCUUGUGUAUCGGCUGGCGUGACUGCAAUUUUCGUGUCGCUGCUGUGUCAAAUACGCAUAUCGUACAUUCGAAGAAUAGCACUCGAGGAAGAUUUCAGAGUCCACGAGCAGGUUCCUGAUGAUAUUUCCCCACCAGUACAUCCCAACCCGUUCAAUCCCCCGUCCGAGCAGCCAAACCCGUUCAAUGACCCACCGGAAGGGCCCAACCCGUUCAAUCCUUCGCCAGAACGCCCUAACCCACUCAAUUCCCCGCCAGCGCAGUCCAACCCGUUCAACCCCCCGCUGGAGCAGCCCAACCCGUUCGACAAUAACGCACCUUCGGCAGCGAACUACCCUCCGCGGAGUAACCCAAUUGCGAUUGCGUCGUCUGGGCAACCUAGAAUCAGAUAUCGGUUUCUCAACUCUGAUUCCGACCAGGUAAGCAUACGUAUUUAUACCCCAAAGUGAGGAGGCAAGCUCACCUACCAACUCCCCUCGCAGACAGACAGCGAAUCCAGCCGGGAGGGAAGAAGCUCUCCCUCCACUCAGGGCAGCUCGUCGUCCCGCUCCCGUGGGCGUCCGCGACGCCGGAGGGCCAGGCACAGGGUUCGUUCCUUGAGUGAGAGUGAUGCUUCGCGAAACAGGCAUGAUGCUAGUGAUAGCCGCCGACUGGCUUCAUCGUCUUCGGAUAGUGCUCUUGAUGAAUACCUCUAUAUGAAUUCCAGAGGACGCGGUCCUGACACCCGCCGGGAGCAGGAAAACUCUACAGGAGCUCCUGGCAGACGGCGUGAUGAGUCGGAGUCCCUGUUCUCGACUGAUGAAAGACGACAGCU
Pisolithus orientalis is the source of this 991-nucleotide messenger RNA. RefSeq lists its product as uncharacterized. NCBI's taxonomy places the organism in Eukaryota, Fungi, Basidiomycota, Agaricomycetes, Boletales, Pisolithaceae. The transcript is spliced from 2 exons. The record is from RefSeq and is a predicted model, not a curated record. Bases 51 to 626 code for a protein of 191 amino acids.